Dalotia coriaria is the source of this 1405-nucleotide messenger RNA. RefSeq lists its product as uncharacterized. Bases 90 to 1346 code for a protein of 418 amino acids. The transcript has 2 exons. The record is from RefSeq and is a predicted model, not a curated record. Lineage: Eukaryota; Metazoa; Arthropoda; Insecta; Coleoptera; Staphylinidae.
AUUUAAAUACAAACAGGUGGUGACGGUCGAAAAAUUUGUUUCUGUUUACAUUUGACAAAUAUAUGACAGUAUUUUACUAGUUUAUUGCAAUGAGUAACAUUUUUGUUAAACUAUUCUAUGGUCCCUACGAAGCCAACGGUGUUAUUCGGCAUAAAAUACAAAAAAUCUACGGCGUUAGAAAGUAUUUGGAAUCCCAAGAGAUCGAAUAUGAAGCUUUGGAAUCACAGCAUCUGAACAGGCUUUCAAUCGAAAUGAAUGAUCGUUUAAUCUACACUUGUGACAUACGUUUUUUGCGGUUCAAUUUGCCUUUUGACGACGAUAUAGCAGGAAAACGUAUAAUUGAAACUAUAGAAUUCCACAAGGAGUCUUUUUCACAAGAAGCAAACAUGCCAAAGUUCCCUGAUGUUUCCGAAGGCAUGCGAAUGCGAAAUCCAGACUUGGAUGGAAGUUUCUUAGAUGACACUUCAUUAUCUUUAAGUUCUGUUAAUGCUCCUUGUAAUUCUCUGCCAGACUACCCAAUAACUGAUGAAGAAGAAGGUGAUGAUAGGUGGAGUAUGGAUAUAAUAGAUGCGCUUCGCAAUUGGGAAAAAGACACCUUCCAAUCGCCCUAUUCGUAUAACUACGGAUGUAUAAUGCAGGAAUCUGAGUCCAGUGAUGAUGUUGAAGCAAUUGAAGAAGAUACUAAGGAAUCUUCUACAACCCAACCAUCAACAGCAUCUUCCUGUGCUUGUUUAUCAUUAGAUCCACCUAGUGUCUAUUCAGUUUGCUUUGAUCCGAAGACACCGUUGAAUACUGAAGUAUCUCAGAAGGAAUCUGUACAAGUUGAUGAUAAUGUUGAUGAACCGCAUGUUGGUAUCAAAGAUAUGAACGCUGAUGCAGAGGCUACGUUCAGUUUGGCUGAAUGGAGGGAGGUUUUAGAGUCGUAUGUACCUACAGGGUCGGAUGACGGAACUGAUGAUGAUAGUUUGGAUGAUGUUGAUCGAAUCCUAGCUGGGGAAGGUGCUGACAUUGAUCAUAUAGGUGGAGAUUCAAUUUGUAGAUAUCCUAGGCAAAGCAGUCCGUCGAAGAAGGUGUUGAUUGGUAGUAUAGCGAGCGGGACUUCCAUAAUAGGAGAUGAAGUAGAAGAUGAAUUUGAAGAAGAUGUGCAAUCGAUGUAUAAUAGAAGUGAAUCUAGUUCAUGCUUGGACAGACUGAGAGUGAAAAUACAUGAGUUAGGAAAGAAAAAAGCAAAGGAGAAGUAUGAACCUACGAUUGUAAGCAGUCAGCUUUGUAAAUCUUAUAGUGGAGGUAAAUGUGUAAAAAAUGUAGUGCCAGCAGUAAUUGAACCAAAAACUGUAAACAAAUAAUGUUUUUAGAAUAUUCAGAUGUGUUAUUAGAAUAUUAAUAAAUUUCUUUGGAAAAACAA